AUGGCUCCUCCCAAGGCUGCCCUCGACUUUGUCGACUUUGUCAACGCCUCGCCUACCCCCUACCACGCCACCAAGUCGGCCGCCGAGCGGUUCGAAAAGGCCGGCUUCACCCUCAUCAAGGAGCGCGACUCCUGGGCCUCGAAGCUCCAGCCCGGCGGCAAGUACUACCUCACCCGCAACGGCUCCUCCAUCGUCGCCUUCGCCAUCGGCCGCAAGUGGCGCCCCGGCAACCCCGUCGCCAUCGUCGGCGCCCACACCGACUCGCCCUGCCUGCGCGUCAAGCCCGUCUCCAAAAAGUCAAACGUCGGCUACCUGCAGAUCGGCGUCGAGACGUACGGCGGCGGCAUCUGGCACUCGUGGUUCGACCGCGACCUGAGCAUCGCCGGCCGCGUCCUCGUCCGCGACGGCGACAGCUUCGUCCAGCGCCUCGUCAAGGUCGACCGGCCCCUGCUGCGCAUCCCCACCCUGGCCAUCCACCUCCACCGCCAGUCCAACUUUGACCCCAACAAGGAGACGGAGCUGUUCCCCAUUGCCGGCCUCGCCGCCGCCGAGCUGAACAAGAGCACCGCCGCCAAGCCCGACGAGGACAAGAAGGAGGAGAAGAAGGACGACGACGAUGACGAGGACUUCCGCCCGCUCGACCAAAUGUCGGAGCGCCACCACCCGGGCGUGCUCGACGUCCUCGCCAGCGAGCUCGAGGUCGACGUCUCGGCCAUUGCCGACUUUGAGCUCGUCCUCUACGACACACAGAAAUCGUGCAUCGGUGGCAUCAGUGACGAGCUCAUCUUCUCCCCCCGCCUCGACAACCUCGGCAUGACGUACUGCUCCGUCAUGGGCCUCAUCUCGUCGGUCCGCGACGGCGCCUCGCUCGACAACGACUCGACGAUUCGCAUGACGGUGUGCUUCGACCACGAGGAGAUCGGCUCGCAGUCGGCCCAGGGCGCCCACUCCAACCUGCUGCCGUCGGUGAUCCGCCGCCUGUCCGUCUUGCCCGGAAACCGCGACGCCUCGAGCGAGGGCAGCUACGAGGCCGUCCACCACGAGGGCGAGGAGUCGACGGCCUACGAGCAGACGCUGUCGCGCUCCUUCCUCGUCUCGGCCGACAUGGCGCACGCCGUCCACCCCAACUACGCCGGCAAGUACGAGCCCUCGCACCAGCCCGCCAUGAACAAGGGCACCGUCAUCAAGAUCAACGCCAACCAGCGCUACGCCACCAACUCGCCCGGCAUCGUCCUCGUCCAGGAGUGCGCCCGCCUCGCCGGCGUGCCCCUGCAGCUCUUCGUCGUCCGCAACGACUCCCCCUGCGGCAGCACCAUCGGCCCGGGCCUCGCCGCCAAGCUCGGCAUGCGCACCCUCGACCUCGGCAACCCCCAGCUCAGCAUGCACAGCAUCCGCGAGACGGGCGGCACCGCAGACGUCGAGCAUGCUGUCAAGCUGUUUGACCAGUUCUUCGAGAGCUACGGCCGCCUCGAGCCCAAGAUCCUAGUGGACUAG
Molecule: messenger RNA, 1494 nt
Organism: Purpureocillium lilacinum
Lineage: Eukaryota; Fungi; Ascomycota; Sordariomycetes; Hypocreales; Ophiocordycipitaceae
Biological process (GO): proteolysis
Cellular component (GO): fungal-type vacuole
Molecular function (GO): zinc ion binding; metalloaminopeptidase activity
Source: RefSeq, a predicted model, not a curated record